CAUUAGAACGACGAACGUUCGAUUAGAAACGCUCGAACCGCUCAACACGACGGAGCCAUGGCGACGAACCCCAUCAUCAAGCUCUACACGGCGAAACUAAGCCCGCCGGGUCGUGCCGUAGAACUGACUGCCAAGCUGCUCGGCCUGUCCCUAGACAUCGUCCCAAUCAAUCUGCUCGCCGGUGAUCAUCGGACGGACGAGUUUCUGCGCCUUAAUCCGCAGCACACAAUCCCGGUGAUUGACGAUGGUGGUGUGAUCGUGCGGGACAGUCACGCCAUCAUCAUCUAUUUGGUGCAGAAGUACGGAAAGGAUGGUCAAACCCUCUAUCCGGAAGAUCCAAUCGCUCGGGCGAAGGUAAACGCCGGCCUGCACUUCGAUUCGGGCGUGCUAUUCUCUCGGUUGCGGUUCUAUUUCGAACCGAUACUGUACGAAGGAUCGGCGGAAGUGCUGCAGGACAAAAUCGACUACAUGAAGAAAGGGUACGAGCUGCUGAACGACGCCCUGGUGGAGGAUUACAUUGCGGGAAGCUCACUUACGCUGGCCGAUGUUAGCUGCAUCGCAACGAUUGCGACGAUGGAGGAGUUCUUCCCGAUGGAUCGCUCCCGCUAUCCGGCGCUGGUGGCGUGGAUUGAACGACUCAGUCGUACCCUGCCUGACUACGACCAGCUUAACCAGGAAGGGGCGGUAGAGUUUGCAGAAAUCUGUGAAUCAAUGAGGCUUAAAAAUGGGGCGUCGGUCGCUGCGAAGUAAAGCCACGAUUCCAAGGGUUUUGACCACUUCACGGGGAAUUGCUGUCCCAUAGUGACUUAAGCCAAACGCGCACGCACACAUGCACAAGCAAAAAGAUUUGGAGUUUGUUUAUGAUUCUUGUCGGUUCCGCCCGGCCGCCCUGUUUUGCGGCUUUUCAAUGUCACCAACACACAUGCACGGAGGAAUUCUAUUGCUGCAGCAUCUACGUUUAUUUGGUAGCAUAUAAACCGAAAAAAAAUAUAAAAAAAACAAGCAGCGAAUGAAAUUGACAUUUCUAAAUAAAGUUCUCCUGAAAUGUAAACAAACAGUUUGUACCUGUACUGAAAAGAAUUCUGGAAUGCUUUCAUGCUCUUAUCGGCGAUUAUCAACAUACAAACACAUACUUGUAAGGUAAGAUUAAGCCCGAGAACGCUCAGUUUGGUGCUAGAAUUCCUCCGCAACGGAUACUAGAGCAGCUUAAGCAGCGCCAUCUUCGUCCCUCACUUCACAGCGUAGACGUCUGCAUCAGCUCUCCGGCCGCUUUAAGCCCCCGUCCCAUCACCUCCCCGUAGUACGGCAACUUCGACAACCGUUCCAUCCAGGCGAACGUUUUGGGGAACUCUUCCGCCGACGGUUUCAGCAUCAGGUGCAGUGUGGCCACACUGCUCACGCAGCUCAGAUCCGCAAUGGUCAGCUGAUCGCCGGCCACAUACUCCGACUGUAGCAUCCUCUCCAGCCGCUGCAGCCCUUCCAGCGCACGCUGCAGGUUCUCCUCCGGUAUCGCACUCUUGCCCAGCACGGUCAGAUUGUCCGUGCAGAAGCGGAGCCGCGCGAACAGGAUCGAACUCUCGAAGAAGAGGGCCGCAUUGAUGCGGGCCUGCUGCUCGUACUCGUCCGUGUAGAGGCCGGAGUCGGCACCGUAACGGCGCGCCAGAUAGAUCAUGAUGGCGUGGCUAUCCCACAGCACGAAUCCGUUGUCGUCCAGCGUUGGAAUCGUUUGGACGGGGUUUAGCUUCUUGAACUCGUCGCUCAUAUGCUGACCCUUGAAGACGUUCAUCUCGCUGGACAAGGAGAAGAGUAAAAAGAAGACAGAAGGCCGCAUUAGUUUUACGACACAUGUGAAAAGGCGACUCCUCUUCUUCAGUGGCUUACCGAACAUCGACGUCAAGGUUCAACGCCUUCACGGUCAGCUCGACCGCACGGCCGGCGGGACUAAUCGUGUGCGUGUACAGGACCGGCUUGCUCGACAUCUCGAAUGGAACUGAAGAGCGUCCCCCCACGAAAAAGUCAAACGGUCGAAGAUGACCUGCUGCGUCCUCUCCUCUCUUUUGGCAGAGUUUAUACGAGGCCCUUUUGUCGGACUUUGACCUUGAGAGCAUACUUUCGGAGAGCGAAACCGGCGUUUGUUCUCAUUUUUGUGUGUGUGCUGGAUUUAAGGCCAUUUGACGUAAUCUUAAUCGAAGGUGGAAAUAUCAAACCCCUUCCCAAACCCCACCUUAAUGACGGUGUGGAACAAAUCGAUAACGUAGUGUGUGUCACGCCUAAUUUGGGCCCAGUACUUCUGAACUGCUGACUCAUUGCGAGUGCUAUUUAUGAAGAGCUAACAUGCUGGACAUAAAUAAGUUAUAGAAUAGACCGACGGCCUUGAUAGACCGUGGUGGGGACACAUAAUAAUUCAAAGUGCAUCACGAGAUGAGCUUUAAUUGGAUCAAGUUUCGACUAGACUUUUCACCCCACUUUUAACCGCAAAUUCUUCUCCUAGGGAGGUCUCGUUUAGGGUUGUGCUUCAUGGAUCUUUCGUAAAUCGAAGUGAAUCGAAUCUUAAAUCGAUACUCCAAAGAUUCAUGAAUUACUAAAGUUACAAGAAUAUCUAAAGAUUCAUGAAUAAUUGAAUAUUUUUAUGAAUCUUUUAAGAUUAAUAUGAAUCUCAAAAACUCAUUAAUCUCUUUGAAAACAUGAAUAGCUUAGGAUUUAUGAAUCUCUACCGAUUCAUGAAUAUCUAAAAGCGUCAAUCUGAUCUUCGGCUGGGGCUACUCAUGGGUCGCAAUAAUGCAGCAUUUGGCAAUCGUUUCGAUUCGUUUGAUAAGAAGAAUUUUAGAAUCUAUUUCAAUCGCUUAUCGAUGCACCUAACUAAAAUCAAAACAAGGACAAACUUUAGAUGCAUAACGCAUCAGAAGUUUGAAUUUCUAAACAUUAAUAAAUCUUUAGAUAUCCGUGCAUUUUUGAAA
Anopheles arabiensis is the source of this 2957-nucleotide messenger RNA. Its product is annotated as glutathione S-transferase 1-like. The transcript is spliced from 3 exons. Gene Ontology annotation, molecular function: glutathione transferase activity. Bases 58 to 750 code for a protein of 230 amino acids. Gene Ontology annotation, biological process: glutathione metabolic process. NCBI's taxonomy places the organism in Eukaryota, Metazoa, Arthropoda, Insecta, Diptera, Culicidae. The record is from RefSeq and is a predicted model, not a curated record.